AUGGCGCUGGAGGCCCCGGAGGAGGGCGGCCUGCCGCCCCCGGGGGCCGCCCCCGCGGAGCGGGGCGCCUUCGCGGUGCCGCCGCCGCGCAAGAGGAGCGCGGGAUCUUGCCGGAAGAGCGAGGCGUCGUCCGAGGAGGUGCCCCACGCCGAAGUCAGCGGGUCGUCCACGGCCGGGCCCGCGAGCCACACGGAGGAGUGUUCCGAAGAGGACCUGCAGGACGAGCCUUCGUACAGUCUGACAGCGGAGAUCGCAAAGGCCAUAGCCGCAGGAGUGCUCACCGUGGUCACCGUCACAGUCGUUCUGGUGUUGCUUUUCCGCGCAGAGUCCGGGCACCGUUUGCCUGUCUGCGGCGACGUCUACGGCUGUGGUGAGCAGAGGAGCGUGUGCGAGUCCUGCGGCGCGACGGGGGACCAGAUGUGGUUUCUGCCACUGUUCGGAGAGUGGGAACAGACGUGGCCGAAUAAUCUCCGCGCCGUCCUGUAUUUCAUGGCGCUCUUCUGGUGCUUUCUUGGCGUGAACAUGGUCUGCGACUUGUUCAUGGCCUCGGUCGAAGAGAUCACCUCUGCCAGGCGGACCGUUUGGGUCGAGGGCAAGGGCGGCAUCCGUCAAAAGUUCCACGUCAAGGUGUGGAAUGACACCCUCGCGAAUCUCUCCUUGAUGGCGCUGGGCUCUUCCGCUCCAGAGAUCAUGGUCUCCACGAUGGAGAUGGGGGGAAGGCAGUGGUUCGCUGGCGACCUAGGUCCUUCCACUAUUGUGGGGAGUGCAGCGUUUAACUUGUUGCUCAUCUCGGCUGUUUGUAUUUGUUCCAUCCCCGCCACAGAGACACGGAUGAUAGAGCACCUUGACGUUUUUGUCGUCACUGCUGUGGUUUCAGUUCUUGCAUAUAUUUGGCUUGUGAUUGUUUUGAGAUUUUACACGCCCGACAAGAUCGACGUCGCAGAGGCGCUCGUUACGUUGGGGAUGUUCCCAGCUCUCUUGAUGUUUGCCUUUGCCACGGACCGGGGCUUUUUCCGAAAGCGCGUCGCUGAGAGCGCUGAUGCCACCGAGCAGCAGAUCGAGCAGCUGCAGAGGGACGUUUCCGACAAGUAUGGCAAGUUUAUCAGCGAGGGCACGAUCAAGAUGAUGAUCGAGCAUGGCAGCAGUCACACGGCACAGUCCCCAAGCCGCGCCCGCUACCGCCAGGGCAUAACCAGGCUCAUUGCCGGAGACAGGUCUUUGAUAUCUCGGCUGUGCAAGGACACGAUCGACAGCCAUGCCCCCACGCUCGGGUUCAAAGAGAAGAGGCACGUCGUACUCGAGUGCGCUGGGCACUGUGACGUGCCCGUCGUCUUGAGUAAGCCGACGGACCUCUGUGUAGAGGUUUCCUAUUGCACGUCGGACGGCGAGGCCAAGGAUGGCGUCCGCUACAGCGCCGUGACAGGGACGCUCUUUUUCGGACCGGGCGAGAUGGCGAAGGUGAUCUCUGUACCGAUCAUCGACAACGACGUUUGGGAGCCACCCGAAGCCUUCUACGUGAAGCUCUACGGCAUGAGAGCGGUUGCGCCCGAUCUGCUCCAUGGCCCCCCGGGCAAGGUCAUCAGGAAUUCUGGGCAGCUCCCGAGCUCUCCGAGCUCGAAGCGUUCUGCCUCUUCUGUCAGGAGCAGCUCGUCGAACCCGACGAUGAUCGGGUUACCGUCUGUCUUGUCAAUGCGCGCACUCCAGCCCCACCUCGGACUUGUCCGAGCGAAAGUUGUCAUCCUCAACGACGACGAGCCUGGGACCUUGUCUCUGAUGUCGGAGGUGUUGCGGGUGGGGCGAGAUGCCAGCAGUCUGACGGUCGUGAUCAACAGGUCGCAGGGAUCUUGCGGCGACAUAACGAUUAACUACACGACGAAAGACGGGAGCGCCAUUCAGGGCUUCGACUACGAGCACGCCGAGGGGACCAUAACGAUGGCGGAGGGCGUGCUGCAGGCAAGCGUCGAUAUCGCUAUUUUGAAAUGUGCGCCCCACCCAGAGGACCGGGUGUUCUGCGUCCACGUGACCGCUUCCACCGAGGGUGUGCUUUUCGACGCAGAGACGAACGGCGGCGCAGACAGUGCGAUCUGCGAAGUGUCCAUCGCCGGUCGCCCAAGCAGGUGCCGUCGGCUCAGAAGAUAUGUCGCCUUGAGCUUUAACAGGAGGCGAUUCUUGCUCGGAGUUUCAUUGUGGCGCGAGCAGUUUGUUGCGGCCUUCUUCUGUAAUGGAAGCCCCAGCGACCAGCAGGGCGCUUCGCUGUUCGAGUGGGUCUUCCACUGCGUGUCCCUGUUCUGGAAGUUUCUUGUUGCGUUGCUGCCCCCGACGGUGUUCUGCACGGGAUGGUGCUGCUUCUUCGUCGCCCUUCUGUUGAUCGGUUUGGCGACUGUUGUUAUCAUCGAUCUGGCGAAUUUGCUGGGUUGCGUGCUGGGCAUUGCCAACGAGGUGACCGCCAUCACUUUGGUUGCCCUGGGAACCAGCCUCCCGGACAUGUUCGCGUCCAGGCUCGCGGCCCAAAACGACGACACCGCUGACAAUGCCAUUGGGAACGUGACGGGGAGCAAUGCGGUCAACGUCUUUCUCGGCUUGGGGCUCCCGUGGACGGUUGCCACUCUAUACUGGCAGUCCCAGGGCGUCACUGAGGAGUGGCUCGCCAGGUGCCACGGAUCAAGCACCUACGCGCAGCUCUUCGCGGACCUGUACCCGUCUGGCGGCCUGAUCAUACCUGCCCAACAGCUGUUCUACAGCGUGGGGAUCUUCACCAUCUGCGCGUUGAUUUGCGUUGUGCUGCUCAUGUUCCGGCGUCGGUACUGCGGUGGCGAGCUAGGGGGAACGAGGAGAGACCAGUACACGCACAGCGCGGCGCUGGUGAUACUGUGGCUGGGCUACAUCAUCAUAUCGAUCGCGCUGUCAGAGCUCGUGCCCGCCUAG
This is a messenger RNA of Prorocentrum cordatum, 2925 nucleotides long. The record is from the annotation of a GenBank genome assembly. Lineage: Eukaryota; Dinophyceae; Prorocentrales; Prorocentraceae.